Molecule: messenger RNA, 403 nt
Organism: Condylostylus longicornis
Lineage: Eukaryota; Metazoa; Arthropoda; Insecta; Diptera; Dolichopodidae
Gene: RpL37a
Product: probable 60S ribosomal protein L37-A
Exons: 3
Coding region: 82-354 (90 amino acids)
Biological process (GO): translation
Cellular component (GO): cytosolic large ribosomal subunit; ribosome
Molecular function (GO): structural constituent of ribosome; RNA binding
Source: RefSeq, a predicted model, not a curated record
UAAUAUCAUUUUCAUUUCCCUGAACUAAUGUCAUUUUGACAUUUUCGUUUCUUUUCCUUUCCGGUCUCGUUCGUUAAUAAAAUGACGAAAGGUACAUCUAGUUUUGGUAAGAGGCAUAAUAAAACACAUACCCUGUGUAGGAGAUGUGGCCGUUCAUCGUACCAUAUUCAAAAAUCACAAUGUUCCAGAUGUGGUUACCCAUCAGCUAAAUUACGAUCAUAUAAUUGGUCAAUCAAAGCCAAAAGGAGGAAGACCACUGGAACUGGUCGUAUGCGUUAUUUAAAAGUUGUAAGACGGCGUUUUAGGAAUGGAUUCCGUGAAGGAACACAAGCUAAACCAAGAAAAACUACAUAAAUUAAAUAGUUUGGUAUGCAAAAUAAAGAAGUGAAUGUUUAACAGAAAA